Molecule: messenger RNA, 2054 nt
Organism: Suricata suricatta (meerkat)
Lineage: Eukaryota; Metazoa; Chordata; Mammalia; Carnivora; Herpestidae
Gene: EPB42
Product: erythrocyte membrane protein band 4.2
Exons: 12
Coding region: 87-1919 (610 amino acids)
Biological process (GO): peptide cross-linking
Molecular function (GO): protein-glutamine gamma-glutamyltransferase activity
Source: RefSeq, a predicted model, not a curated record
CCCUGAAGAAGGUAGCCCUCAUUGCACAAACUGGAGAGCAGCCUUCCAAGGCCAACAAGACCCAAGCCACAUUCCCAAUUUCCAGUAUGGGGGACCGGAAGUGGUGGAGUGCAGUGGUGGAAGACAGAGAUGACCAAUCCUGGAACAUCUCUGUGACUACGCCCACAGAUGCUGUCAUUGGCCGCUAUUCACUCCUGCUGCAGGUCUUGGGCAAGAAGUCAUUUCCCCUGGGCAAGUUCACAUUGCUCUUCAACCCUUGGGCUCGAGAGGAUGCUGUGUUCCUGGAGAAGGAGUCUGAACGCAUGGAGUAUGUGUUGAACCAGAAUGGCCUCAUCUACUUGGGUACAGCUGACUGCAUCGAGGCAGAGCCCUGGGACUUUGGCCAGUUUGAGGUGGAUGUCAUCGACCACAGUCUGUACUUACUGAGCAUGGACAAGCAGGUGGAGGAGUGGGGCAACCCCGUGCAUGUGGCCCACAUUUUGGGUGCCUGGCUGCGUGCUUUCAUGGAGAAGAUGGUCCUGCCCACCCCACAGACCCACACCGUCCAGGAAGCAGCCUUGCUCAACAAGCGCCGGGGCAGUGUGCCCAUCCUACGGCAGUGGCUCACAGGCCAAGGGCGACCUGUGUAUGACGGUCAGGCCUGGGUGUUCGCUGCAGUUGCUUGCACAGUACUGCGAUGCCUGGGGAUCCCUGCCCGUGUCAUUACCACGUUCACCUCAGCCCAGGGAACCGGCGGACGCUUGUUCGUAGAUGAGUACUACAAUGAGGAGGGCCUUCACAAUGGAGAAAGCCAAAGAGGCAGAAUCUGGAUCUUCCAGACUUCCACAGAGUGCUGGAUGACCCGGCCUGCUUUGCCCCAAGGUUACGAUGGAUGGCAGAUUCUGUAUCCAGAUGCUCACAGAAGAGGGAGAGUCUUGGAGUCCUGCAAUCUGGUUCCUGUCAGAGCAGUCAAGGAGGGGAUACUAGAGCUGAUGCCUGCAGUAUCAGAUCUUUUUGCUGCAGUAAAUGCCUCGUGUGUGGUCUGGAAGUGUUGUGAAGAUGGCACACUGGAGCUGACCAACUCCAAAACUAAGUAUGUUGGGAACAACAUCAGCACCAAGAGUGUGGGCAGUGACCGCUGUGAGGACAUCACUCAGAACUACAAGUAUCCUGAAGGAUCUGUUCAAGAAAAAGAAGUGCUGGAGAGAGUCCAGAAACAGAGACUGGAACAUGAAAAGGACAGUGGCAUCUAUCCUCCCAGUCUCAAGACUGCUGAGCCUCUGUACCUGUCCUUGGAGGCACCCAGCUCCCUACAACUGAGAGGGGAUGCCAAGAUCUCAGUCAUCCUGACUAACCUCACUGAUGAGGAGAAGGAUGUGCAACUGGCAAUUGGGGUGCAGGCGAUAUACUACAAUGGCAUCCUUGCUGCCAAGCUCUGGAAGGAAAAGAAGUUCCUUACACUCAGUGCCAAUAAAGAGGAGGAAAUCCCCGUGAGUGUGUCCUUCGCCAGCUUUAAGCAAAGCCCACCAGAGAACAGCUUCCUCAGACUCACUGCCAUAGCCAAGGCAACACAAUCAAAGUCCAGCCUCAGCUGCUUUGCUCAGGAAGACAUCGCCAUUUGUAGACCAUGCCUAGUCAUUAAGAUGCCAGAAACAACAGAGCAAUAUCAACUUCUUACAGCUUCGGUCAGCCUCUAUAACUUCCUAGAUGUUCCUAUGCAGGACUGUGUGAUCUCCAUUUUUGGAAGGGGGCUCAUUUACAGAGAGAAGAGAUACAGAUUAGCUUCAGUGUGGCCCAAAAACAUCUUGUACACCCAAUUCCAGUUCACACCGACACAGGUGGGGCCCCAGAGGCUCACUGUGGAAACGGAUUGUGAUAUGUUCCAGAACCAAACCAACUACAGAAAGAUCACCGUGAAAGCCCCUGAACUUCCUGCUUAAUCUUCCAUUAAGUAUCCCAUAAUUAAAGUCUGAUGUUGAAAGCAUGAACUUAGCCCACUGGAGAAAUAUGAAAACUAUUAAGUAUAUAAAGCACAGGCUUUAGAAGAAAAAAAUAAAAUAACUGGAUUCCUUUUG